CAGGAGGAUGCGGGCGCCGCCCUCCGCGGCGGCGGCGGCAUGGACGAAGACGGCGAGCUGGAGGAGGGGGAGGCGUACGGCGACGACACGGCCUUCGUCGACCCCGACGUCGCGCUCUCUUACAUUGAUGAAAAACUCCAAGAUGUACUAGGCCAUUUCCAGAAGGACUUUGAAGGAGGCGUGUCUGCAGAGAAUCUAGGAUCCAAGUUUGGUGGAUAUGGUUCAUUUUUACCUACGUACCAGCGUUCCCCCCUCCUGCCCCAAACUAGAACUCCACCUAAGGCAGCAAACCUUGGCUCAAGAUCUCCUUAUCACCAGUCUAUUGAGGCUGUGCCUCAGAACCCGACGGCUGUGGCGGUUCCGUCUGUUUCCCAGAACAGUGGUUCCGCAUUACCUUUUUCGGGUGAUUCAGUUAAAAAGGAAAGAUGUGAAAGUGCAACAGCUAAAAGGAGCACUAGCAAUCAUGAUCCUUCAUAUGGUUCAUCUAAGUCUAGUGAUCAGAACAGAUUUAAAGUUCGGAUAAAAGUUGGUUCAGACAAUGUCUUGGCGAGAAAUAAUGCAGCUAUUUACAGUGGUCUGGGCCUUGAUAUUUCUUCACCUUCAUCUGUGGAGGAUAGUCCCGAUGGCUACAGGGGCCUCUCCCCGGAAUUUGACAAUGUACAACUUGAAUCCCCUCGGACCAUUCUUCAGAUCAUGACAUGCUUCUCAGUUCCGGGAGGGUUCUUACUAUCCCCUCUGAAGGGCAGUAUUUUGCAAUUGACGAAAAAGGUUGUGCCUUCAUCAAAGACACGGGAAACAAGCGCGGAGAUAGAAAAUGCACAGGAAGCAUCUGAAGGGCAUGUAGUUAAGAAAAUGAAGCCUGAUGGUAAGAAAAAGAAACCCAUAGAGGUGAAGAGGUCAAGUAACAUAAAUGAUCCAACUGCAGUUAUGAAAAAGGAGAUCGAUAUAGAAACACUUGUUGGUCAAAAGAUCGUAUCAGAAGCUCUCAACAUACCCAUUUUGUCUAGUUCCAGAGGCAUGGAGACAAAGGGCGAGAGUCACUUUGAAGAGGAGACAGCAGGAAAAUAUUUGGAAGGAAAUAAGGAUGCCCGGUUGAAAGAAGGGGCUAUAAACAGCAACAUAAAGACAAUUAAAACUGAAACUGUCAAAGUGGAGACAACUAAAUGUUCAGAAAGUGGUGGUCUUGGCAGCUCAGAAAUUGAAUUUUCAGCAGCAAAAAGGGAACUGAAACCCAUGACAGAAAAGACAGCGACUUUGGAAGAGAUGAAUACAACUAAUGACACUGAUCUUCUGUUGGAUAGGAAGCAUGAAAGAAGAAUAAAACCUGAGAGUAAAAGCAAUGGUGCUGGAGUUAGCUUUGAAGAUAACACGGUUAUAGAUGAAAGAACUCCUGCUGUUUGCAGGAGCAUGGAAAAAGUGCCUAGCAAAGAAACUUCACUUUAUGAUGCAAAUUCGAAAAAUAACACCAAGAGUGAGGCCAAAAGAAUCCAUAGGGAGCAAAAAAAGAAUGCUGCAACAUCUUCUGAUUUCCUGGAUGUUGACAACGGGGCUCGUUCUUCUGCGGCAGUCAAAGAGAGAAAACAUGAUUCUCAGUCCAAAUCUAGUCACUCCGGGAAGAAACCCAAAGCAAAAUCACAUAGAGAUGUCAAGGACAGUUUGCCUGACGGAUCUUAUGGAUGCAAGGAGCAAGUUAUAUUGGAGAAUGGAGGUGGAUUGGGAGAGUUGCAGCCAAAGGAAAAGUCUUGGAGCAAAAGGGAUUUUGAUAUGCCUGGGGCUUCAAAGAGGGAGAUUUCAUCUGGUGCAAAGCAUGAUAGACAUACAGCUUCUGAGGAGCAGAAGAUGCAUGUACUUCCAGCUUCUGUCUCAACUGCAAAUGCAGCCCCUGCACCCCAAGUACCACACCUGAUAGAUGAACAUUGGGUUCAAUGUGACAUAUGCCAGAAAUGGCGUCUCUUACCAUAUGAAACAGAUAUGAGUACCCUUCCAAAGGAGUGGAAAUGUAGCAUGCAACUGUGGCUACCUGGAAUGAAUAGGUGCGAUGUUGGUGAGGAUGAGACUACAAAUGCUCUCAAUGCACUAUACGUCUUACCAGCCCCUGCCAACGGCAUUCCUCCAGUUGGUCAUUCUCAUGUUGCUUCUUCAGGACUAACAACAGCCUUCAAUGUAAAUGGACAUGCUGAACAGAGUAGGAAAAGGAAAAGUGCUCCAGGUGAUAGAAUAAGUGUCAUUGAUGGUGGCCACUCAACACAAGCUUCAGCUUAUCCAGUGGGCAGCCAACAUGCUCCUACUAGAAUUAAAUCUAGUGCUGAUAGUAACCAGUAUCAUACUGAGAGAAAUUCUGUGAGCAAAUCAGUUGACCCUUUUACUGAAAAGAAGAAGUCCAAGAGUAAGAGCCGUGGCAGCCAUUCUGAUGGAGGAGAUCUCAUGGAAAGACCCAAGAAGCAUUCAAAAGGAAAAAGUAAGAGAGAGAUAGAUCAUUGUGAAUAUAAAGCUUCUAAGAAAAUAAAAAAGGAGGACCGGCAUCGUUCUAGCAGAGAUAGGAAUGCUAAAUGUGAUUUAGCGAGUGGAGACAUUCCUGAUGAGGCCAAGGCUUUGCUUUUGAAGGCAACAAUCUUAAACAAUUUGGGUGAAAAAGGUGAUGUUUCUUCAUUAAAGCAACAAAGCGCUCCUAGGUAUGAUCGUUUGGAUAAAUCCAAGAGAGACAAGGACGAUGAUGUAGUUCUUUCUGAAGACAGGAACAAGGAAACCUUUCACACCUCAGAUGCACAAAGAUCAGACUUUUCUACCAAGAAGAGGAUAGUAAAGGAAUGGGAGGAGAGUCAGCACAAUUCUUCAACAGCUCAUGUGAGCAAUGGAACCACAGUGAACCACAGCUCUGCUGCCAAGGAAACCUAUAAGGAUCAGAAUUUAAAGGAAACAAAGCCAAAGUUGAAGAAGUCUGAAGAACUGUACUCAACCACGGAUUCCAGAUCAGUAAAAGGUCAGAUUUUAUCUUGUAAUGAAGGGCAUGUAAACAAUGAACUCGUCGAGGAUAGCACAGAUUUUGCGGGCAAAAGAGGUUUGAGCUUGGUUGGACCCGCUUCUGGUGACAUGGCCCACAUUCAGACUGCAGCUGUGACUUCAAGCUCUUCAAAAGCUUCAGAUUCACAGAAGAAGAAACAUAAUUCCCAUGUUGCGAAGAUUUCGCCAAUUGAGUCAGUUUCCUCAUCACCAGUGAGAAACUCUAACAUUGAUAAGCCCCCCCAUAACAGAAUAUUGGAGAAAGAUGGACCUAUGAAUACUAAUUCAAGCACCAUGCCGAGUUCAGUAAAGCAUCUAAAUAGUGAAGCUGGUAUAGUGGACAAUGUUCGGCAGGCUAAGAAAUCUAAGGAUAGUCUGCUUGCAAGUGAACCUGUCUUGCAUAGUUCUUUGCAAGGAAGUUCUGACAAAGAUGAUGAUCUGGUUCAGUUAACUCGAGGUCACGCGCCCGAAAGACUUUCUUUGAGAAAGGGUUUGGAUGAUGAUCCACAUCAUGCAUCUGGGAGAAAGGAUUCCACUGUGAAUGGCUCCAGUGCAUCUAGGGGUUAUAACCACUUGCAUUCUGGUGAUAAAAAUAGCUCGCGCACUGAUGGCUCUGUGGUGCAACCUAGAGCUGCAGUCUUGGACGCUAAAGGAGAUACAGUUGCGAAUGCUCAUACGAAAAGUGCAGCUUCCAUGCAAGACAGAAAUGGAUCAACUCAUUGCCCCCCGGAUGGAAAUUUUCAACCACAGUUGUCAUCCGGAAAAGAUAAAUUAUAUCCCAAGAGUAACAAGCAAGAUACAGAGAAGCCCAAAGCCCAAAUGGUUCCUUCACCUUUGAAAGAAACCCACUCCACUCCAGUAAAACCCAGUGCGUCAAAAUUGACACCACAGUCAAGGAGAUGCAGUGAUGAAAAUGGAGGGCAACACGGUGUUUCAAAACAGGGUGCUUCAAAUCCCGCAGACACUUCCAGUCCAGCUAUGAAAGAUGGUAAUUCAACUGCAUAUGCUCUCAAAGAAGCUCGGGAUUUAAAGCACAAGGCUAACCGUUUGAAGAAAGAAGGAAAAGAUCUUGAAAGCACAAGGCUUUACUUUGAGGCAGCCUUAAAAUUUCUGCAUGUAGCGUCACUUCUGGAACCUCCUAGUAUUGAUGGUGGGAAACAAGGCGAUGCAGCUCAGAGCAUGUUUUCUGAUACUGCAAAACUCUGCAACUUUGUUGCUCACGAAUAUGAAAGGUGCAAGAAGAUGGCUGCUGCUGCUUUAGCAUAUAAAUGUGUCGAAGUAGCUUAUCUCAAGGCUGCAUACUACAAAUACCCUAUUGCAAGCAAGGAUCGACAGGUGUUGCAGGCAGUUGUACAGACUACACCAGGUGAAUCACCAUCAUCCUCUGCCUCAGACAUUGAUAACCUAAAUAACAAUGGAUUAUCUAAGAAGGCCCCUUCAAACAAGGAUGCUAAUUCACCUCAAGUUGCGGGGAAUCAUUUGUUACUGGCUGUUCGCAAUCAACCACACUUGACAAGGUUACUAGCUUAUACGAAUGAUGUCAAUUGUGCCUUUGAGGCAACUCGGAAAUCACAGACGGCAAUUGCUUCUGCUGCUGGCAACCAUGAAAAAGGAGUAGAUGGUGUUUCUUCAGUGAGAACUGUUCUGGAUUUUAACUUCAGAAGUGUGAAUGAUCUACUCAGACUCGUGCGGCUUUCAAUGGAAUCUAUCAGCUGCUGACAUGAUCAGAAUCGAAGAAAAUGACAUGAUGGUAGUAUUUAGUGGAAAAGUUCAAUAGUGCAGAAUCCUUAGGUCUUUUCAUUUAGGCAUGCUGGUUAAUUUGUACAGGAAGUUGGUUUGAGAUUCUUCUUAUUUUUGUUUCCUUAGUGGCAUCCCGUUAUUAUGCAUAGUCACUGGCAGCCUAGCAUCAACUUGGAAGAUCUGAACUGUCUAGCAACUGAGGCAGCUGAAGAUGAGCUUCAUUGCUCCACAGUUGCGAUCCUUUGGACACUGAAGGCAUGUAACUCUCAGAUUGCACUUGAUAGGAAAAUGCAAAAUAUUACCUGGAAAAUGGCUCGUUCUCAAGUACUCUCUUUGCCUACAUGCUGCAAAUCAUGCGGUUUGUCACUGAGCUGGCUUAUGGUUGAAGAGUCUGUCAAUUUUUCUGUGUACUGUACAAGAUGAUGUGUUCCCUGCUUAACAGUUUUGACGGGGAGAGGUCAACAGUGUCAAUUAAGAGUGCAAACCAAGAAAACACCUGGUGGUGUUUCUUUUUCGGUAUUUUUAAGAGGGCAUGUAUUCUGGAGAAAGUUCAAGCAGGCUUCAAAGAAGUAACCACUUGGACCAUUACCUGUGUAUGAACAUUGUACAAACAUUUUUCAUGUGGAAUAGGCUAACCCGUUUUUUCAUUAUCAAUACCAGAGACUGUCAGCGGAACAUGUACAUGUAUAACAGUAAAGUCUCGGACUCCGUCCAAGUUUUAGUCCCCAUUACCCA
Messenger RNA from Lolium rigidum, 5475 nucleotides. RefSeq names its product cysteine-tryptophan domain-containing zinc finger protein 7-like. The record is from RefSeq and is a predicted model, not a curated record. The coding region runs from base 40 to 4719 and encodes 1559 amino acids. The transcript has 13 exons. Gene Ontology annotation, molecular function: zinc ion binding. NCBI's taxonomy places the organism in Eukaryota, Viridiplantae, Streptophyta, Magnoliopsida, Poales, Poaceae.